AUGAUUUAUAAGAGAGACAUAGUCACUCUGACAGAUGCGCUGACAAGCAGCCCAGUGUACCAGGCGCUACAGGAGUUCCACUCAGGAAUGCAGGUGUCAUACAGAGCGUGUCACUGCCCUGAACGCCCUCUGUGCNGGCCCAGCCCGGAGGAGCCCCGGAACCAGGCUCGAAGGGGGCGGUCCUCGGGAAAGCCCAGCCUUGCUUGUCCGCGCGGAGCCUCGGUCUCCGUCCAGACGCCGGAUGUGCGCGUCUCCGGCCCAUGGAACGGGUACCUGCUGUACGACGUCAACCCCCCCGAGGGCUUCAACCUCCGCAGGGACGUCUACAUCCGCAUCGCCUCCCUCCUGAAGACGCUGCUGAAGGCUGAGGAGUGGGUGCUGGUGCUGCCCCCGUGGGGCCGCCUCUACCACUGGCAGAGCCCGGACAUUCACCAGGUCCGGAUCCCCUGGUCCGACUUUUUCGAUCUUCCAAGUCUCAAUAGAAACAUCCCAGUCAUUGAGUACGAGCAGUUCAUUGCAGAGUCCGGCGGGCCCUUCAUCGACCAGGUUUAUGUCCUGCAAGGUUACGCGGAAGGGUGGAAAGAGGGCAGCUGGGAGGAGAAGGUUGAUGACCGGCCCUGCAUCGACCCGCCGCUGUACUCCCAGGACAAGCAUGAGUACUACAGAGGAUGGUUUUGGGGUUACGAAGAAACGCGGGGUCUGAACGUCUCCUGUCUGUCUGUCCAGGGCUCGGCUUCUGUCAUCGCGCCUGUGCUGCUCAGGAACACGUCGGCUCGGUCGGUGAUGUUAGACAGAGCCGAGAACCUCCUCCAUGACCACUACGGGGGAAAGGAGUACUGGGACACUCGGAGGAGCAUGGUGUUUGCCAAGCAGCUGCGGGCCGUGGGCGACGAGUUCAGAAGCAAAUACCUUAAUUCCACCGACGAGGCCGACAGGAUCCCCUUCCAGGAGGACUGGACCAAGAUGAAGGUCCAGCUGGGCUCCUCGCUGGGGGGCCCGUACCUCGGUGUCCACUUGAGAAGGAAGGAUUUCGUCUGGGGACACCGGGAGGACGUGCCCAGCCUGGGCGGAGCUGUGAAGAAGAUCCGCAGCCUCAUGGAGACCCACGGGCUGGACAAGGUGUUCGUGGCCACGGACGCCGUCAGGACGGAGUAUGAGGAGCUCAAGAGGCUGUUACCCGAGAUGGUGAGGUUUGAGCCCACGUGGGAAGAGCUGGAACUCUACAAAGACGGCGGUGUGGCCAUCAUCGAUCAGUGGGUCUGCUCCCACGCCAGGUUCUUCAUCGGCACCUCCGUGUCCACAUUUUCUUUCCGGAUUCACGAGGAGAGGGAGAUCCUGGGCCUGGACCCCAGGACGACGUACAACCGGUUUUGUGGGGACCAGGAGACAGUGUGCGAGCAGCCCACGCACUGGAGGAUCGCGUACUGAGCGGGCCCGUGGGCCCCACGCCGGCACCCGUUUUACAUGCGGUUGACUUGAUAACGUGUCACCAUGGGGUCGCUCCUGCUCCCAGCCAGCGGCUGGGCAGCCAGACUGUCAACUUCUCGGGCGUCGGGCCCAGAGGCCACACGUGGGCACAGCCCACAGCCACCUCCGUGUCUCCGCCGGCCACCUGUGAAGAGGCUGCUACUUCCUGGGGACCCUGCUCACGUCUUCUGUCAGGAUAUGACACUGAUGUGACACCGCGUGUCAGCCGCCAGCAGGGCCUGCGGCGUGUUCCCCCCAUGCGUUGAGGGCAGGUGUGGCCCGUGAGUGGCUCCCAUCCAGAGGCCACGCGGAGCUGGCCGUGCCUUUGGACUUGGUGUGAUUGGAGUCUCUGGCUCAGCCAUUGUGACUCCAUGGUGGCCUCUGUCCUGGGACCUAUGUGAGUCGGAGGGCAGGGGGACUGUGGUCUCGCAGAGCUGGGUCUGAGGCCUUCAGGGCCUGUGAAGCCAUCCUCUGUCUGCUCCCGGGUCUGAGUGCCAGAAAAUCCCACGGCAGGCCUUCAGUGAUGUGUCCUGUUCACGUGGAAACCUCCGCAGCCGCGGGAAGCUGGCAGUCUGUCCUCACACCUGCGUCCGGCUGGCUUCCUCUGUGUGUGUGAUCGUCGCUGAGUGCUUGUCUGAGGAGCUCCCGCCUGCUCCCUCGUGGCAGGGGUGUCCUCGGCCCUGCGUCUCCAGGAACUCUCUCCUAGGCCUUCAGCACUGCUGCCACCAAGCAGCCACCAGGGCCACCUGUCAGCUGUGCAGCGCAGCCACGGGGCCUCCGUCUCCUCUGAUGGGAACCCUGACUUUUCAGGGACAUGUGGUGUCUAGCUGCAGACGGUAGCACGGACACAGGAGCCCCUUGGCUGUGCCUGGUCGCCCGGCCGUGGGGCCGCGCCCCAAAGCCUGGGCCCUUCACAUCGUCCCCCCAAGCUUGCAGACUCGACGUGAACACGCUGGUGUCCUGUGCUGUCCGUUGUGCAGAGUGAAGUGACGAGAUAUUUAUUCUGUUCCAUUUGUACGCUCAGAUAGUAUUAAAGUGAAUUUUCUAGAAAGCAGGAUCCUA
This is a messenger RNA of Hipposideros armiger (great roundleaf bat), 2529 nucleotides long. It is a transcript of the gene POFUT2, whose product is annotated as protein O-fucosyltransferase 2. Gene Ontology annotation, biological process: protein O-linked glycosylation via fucose. The record is from RefSeq and is a predicted model, not a curated record. Gene Ontology annotation, molecular function: peptide-O-fucosyltransferase activity. Lineage: Eukaryota; Metazoa; Chordata; Mammalia; Chiroptera; Hipposideridae. Bases 1 to 1428 code for a protein of 475 amino acids. The transcript has 10 exons.